GCUCAAAUUGCUUCCAAACUGCUCAACUGCCAACUGCCAAACGGAUGAUGACACCAUGCUAACAUGGCAUGCAGCCACGAGGCAACGUCGAGGAACACAGGAAGAGCACUGUACAACCUCACUGUUGUCAGAGUUGCUUGAUAGCGUACACACUGCACAAUGCAUCUCGUCUUUAAUGUAGGACUGGAGCCAUUUCACCUACAGAAUGAGUACGGAGGAGCAAUUCUGUUUGUGGUGAUUGCCUGUCUGACACUGUCUCCAUUGGCAUUUCUGUACGUGGCGAUUGCGGUGACAUGCUCUGUCCUCAACUUCCUGAUCGCACAUGCAUCGAUGCAAAAGUCGGACGUUCUGACUUGCGUAGUGGAGGCACUGCACAUUUGUGGUCAAGCCACGCUUUAUUUCUCCCUCUACUUUCCAUUCGUCAUGGGGGUUCUUUCCACACAUGUAUCUUAUCAGACGCCAGUGGACCAGCAGAGGCGGCAAGAAACAAACACAAGGAUACGACCUGCCCACUUGCGUGCCUUAUCUCAAAGCUUGGAACCUUGGACUAUGAAACUUGAAGUUGACAAAAUGAUUGAGGAUAAGGGGGCUGGGGGUUCACGGGUUGCAACUCGCUAUUGGAAGGUGCCCGCGCCAGGGAUCACAGCAACAGGUUAUUCUACUGGGGGCAGAAAUAAUGAUGUGUGGAAUCCGAAAAUGGGGAGAAGACUGGUUGCAAGACAGGAAUGCUCCAUCUGUAUGAAACGGUUUGAGUUUGAAGAGACCAUCGCGUGGUCAUCCAACCAACUCUGUAUUCAUAUCUUUCAUUCCGAUUGUAUCCUCAAGUGGACGGCUCUUGGAGGAACACCCCCAAACAAUUUUCAAUCUUGUCCUUGCUGUCGCCGAAUAUUUCUGCUGACUUGACGAUAGACAACAUCGCCGGCACGUGAGUGGGUACUUACUACUACCCGCAAGCAAGUUUUGGCAAUCAACACGUUGGUGAAAGCGUACUCUUCUCAGAGUUGACGAUCAGAGAGAGAGAGAGAGGGAGCAUCGGUGUGACCAGCCGCCUCCCUUGUCGUCCUGCCAGGCAAGGCAUCUUAUUAAUACUUCCGCGUAGUCGAGUCGUCGAGGAAGAAGAAUCGAGCCGGCCUCCAAAGCUGAGGUUUCAAAGCCUCCGCAUCGGCAAGGAGCAAUUGCCAGAGCGGUCUGUACGAUACUGGUACUACAUACCGGUACUACUAGCUAGUAAUAAUCACGAGAACUUCGCACCGUACCGGUAGGUGCAGUUUCCGUGCGGUAGGUUGCCGCCAUAAUAAUUUUGCGAGAGGGUGUGACUUGAUGAGGCGUACUAAUAUCGGAACAGCUAUGGGAGCCUUGUGUGACAAAGGAACCAAGCCACCGGCGAAACCAGGAACGCCAACAAUGCAUCACACCAGGAGUAAACCAUUCGUAGCAAAUGCAACCAAGCCAAUGAGUUAGUUGCUAUUCUGCGAAGCCUAUCUCCAAAUACAAAAGAACAGCACUCCGAAAGUGUAAUUAUGCAAGCCUAGAACUAGACAU
Messenger RNA from Seminavis robusta, 1542 nucleotides. NCBI's taxonomy places the organism in Eukaryota, Bacillariophyta, Bacillariophyceae, Naviculales, Naviculaceae. The record is from the annotation of a GenBank genome assembly.